Messenger RNA from Galleria mellonella (greater wax moth), 2287 nucleotides. Its product is annotated as probable peroxisomal acyl-coenzyme A oxidase 1. The record is from RefSeq and is a predicted model, not a curated record. The transcript is spliced from 13 exons. NCBI's taxonomy places the organism in Eukaryota, Metazoa, Arthropoda, Insecta, Lepidoptera, Pyralidae. Gene Ontology annotation, molecular function: fatty acid binding; acyl-CoA oxidase activity; FAD binding. Gene Ontology annotation, biological process: fatty acid beta-oxidation using acyl-CoA oxidase; lipid homeostasis. Gene Ontology annotation, cellular component: peroxisome. The coding region runs from base 221 to 2227 and encodes 668 amino acids.
CGAUUAUUACUUUUAUUAAUUCGCGUUUACUUAUUAUUUAUUAUUCAAAGGUACAAAGUCUGGUUAAACAUAUAAAGUCUCCUCAAUGAUAUUGCAAUAUCAGUCCUGAAUUAAAUACAAAGGAAUAUCGACGUUAUAUCUUUUAUUUUGUAUUAUUAUAUAAUUACAUAUUGAACAUUUAAUACGUAAAGCACAGUAUAUUUAGAAUAUAAAAAUAAAUAUGACUUCAACGAAAGUGAACGUGGAUUUAGUGAGAGAACGUGCGAAAUGCACUUUCGAUUUAAAAGAGUUGAUACACUUUGUUGACGGCGGUGAAGAGAUCACUUCGGAAAGAAAAGCAUUUGAAGAGACUGUGCUUGCUAUCAAAGAACUUAAAGAUGACAUACCAGAGGAUUACCUGAGUCACAAGGAGAGAUACGAGAUUGCUGUCAGAAAGGCAUGUAUACUGAGGGAACUUCGUCUGCGGCAUGAUCAAAACAAACCCCUUUUACCGGAAAGGCCUACGUAUGUAUACAAUAUCCUACCAGCAACAAUAAAAGAUAUAUCACCGUUCUAUCUUCAUGAAACCAUGUUUCUUGCAACGAUUUGGGGCCUCAUGAACGACGAGCAGAAAGCCGAGUGGUUAUCAAAAGCAUUGGAUAUGAAAGUCAUUGGAACUUAUGCACAGACUGAGCUAGGGCAUGGAACAUUUCUAAGAGGUCUAGAGACCACCGCGACGUACGACCCUGAAACUGAAGAGUUCAUCUUGAACACACCCACUCUGACGGCUUACAAAUGGUGGCCCGGUGGAUUGGGACAUACUGUCAACCAUUGCAUCAUAUUAGCUCAAUUGUACACCCAAGGAAAAUGCCAUGGUAUCCAACCAUUUAUAGUACAGAUCAGAGAUCUGGAGACCCAUAUACCUCUCCCAGGAGUUCACGUGGGUGAGAUUGGUCCAAAAAUGGGCUUUCAGACCGCUAAUAAUGGUUUUCUUGGCUUCAAAAACUUUAGAAUACCUAGAAAGAAUAUGUUGAUGAAGAACUCUGAAGUAAAAAAGGAUGGAACAUACGUAAGCUCUAAGAGUGAUAGAUUAACGUACGGAACUAUGGUUGUAGUGAGGGUGAAUAUAGUAAAUGACGCCGCGAUGCAGUUAUCUGCAGCUGCAAUUAUUGCUGUCCGCUACUCGGCCGUCCGACAUCAGUCGCAGCUGAAACCCAAUGAGCCGGAACCUCAAAUUCUGGACUAUGUGACUCAGCAACGAAAGCUUUUCAUUAAUAUUGCCACAGGCCAUGCCAUAAGGAUUGUAGGGCGGUGGCUUUGGAAGACAAUGUUGGGAGUUAUUCAAAAAAUUUUAGAAGGAAAUUUGGAUCAGUUACCUGAGUUACAUGCUCUAUCCUGCUGCCUGAAGGCUGUGUGCACUCAGGAUUGUACAGCAGGCAUUGAGCAGUGCCGCCUGGCAUGCGGUGGUCACGGUUAUAUGAAUUCGUCCAACUUGCCAUUGCUUUAUAGUCACACCACUGCUGCCAUGACAUAUGAAGGUGAAAAUACUGUGCUGCUAUUGCAGACAGCUAGGUACCUACUAAAGACAUGGACGCAAAUAUUAGAAGGUGACACAAAAUUAAAUCCAACUGUUUUGUACCUGCUCAACUUUGCGAAACCAACUGACUACAGAUGGGAGAAUACAAACCAAGGAAUCAUAAAAGGGUUUCAGGCAGUUGCUGCUGGAAAAAUUAAAACAGCUUACGAUACCGCAUCGAAACAUGUGAGUGCUGGUAAAAGCCAGGAGGAAGCGUGGAAUCUAGCUUCGAUACAAUUAGUAGAAGCUAGUGAGGCUCAUUGUCGGGUGAUAAUUUGCGAAGUAUUUUCGAAUGAAAUCCAGUGUGCGUCGAACACUUUAUCUCCCAACUUAUCUAAAGUUUUACAGCAGUUGGUUGAACUUUAUUUAGUGCAUUGGGCUUUGGAGAAGAAAGGUGAUAUUUUGUUGUAUUCCACAAUAUCAAAAGAUGACAUCCCUGCCUUGAGAGACAGAUAUGAAGAGUUGCUUGCUCUGAUCAGACCAAACGCUGUUGGGCUCGUCGACGGCUUCGAUUUUAGAGACGAGGUCCUGAAUUCGACGCUGGGCGCCUACGAUGGGCGUGUGUACGAGCGCCUGAUGGAGGAGGCCCUCAAGAGUCCCCUCAACGCGGAGCCCGUCAACAGCUCCUUCCACAAGUACAUAAAGCCAUUCAUGGAGAAAGCGAAACUGUGAUUUAUUUAUUAUAAUUUCAAUUUAUAUGUACGUUUAAUAUUAUAUUAAUUCAAAUACUUA